Messenger RNA from Magallana angulata, 2220 nucleotides. Its product is annotated as blastula protease 10-like. NCBI's taxonomy places the organism in Eukaryota, Metazoa, Mollusca, Bivalvia, Ostreida, Ostreidae. The transcript has 20 exons. Gene Ontology annotation, molecular function: zinc ion binding; metalloendopeptidase activity. Gene Ontology annotation, biological process: proteolysis. Gene Ontology annotation, cellular component: membrane. Bases 65 to 2164 code for a protein of 699 amino acids. The record is from RefSeq and is a predicted model, not a curated record.
UCACUCAGGCGAGACCACAUGUUUUUAACCCGGGUAAACUAAAGUGAAUGUUCAUUUUUCCAACAUGAAGCUGGCCUUGCUGUUCCUCGUCUGUUUGGCCUGUGUUCAACCUUCGGUAGAGCGGGCCGCAGGCUACUCAAAGUUUGAUAAGGGUUUGAAAGAAACUCUGAGGGAACUUAUGGAGGAACUGAGAACAGAUGAGGUGAAGGUUGAAGAGACGGGAAAACGAGGCGACAUCGAUGAUGAUGAUGAUGAUGAUGAUGAUGAUGAUGAUGAUGAAAACAACAUCGAUACAUCGCAUAUUGACAGUGAAUCCGAGGCCGAGGAUGACGCCGAGAGUCAGAGGGUGGAACUGCCGGGAGGGGAGGAGAAGCCACAAAAUAUUAACCCAAACUCCAAGGAAGAACAAAAAGAGGACAAUCUGGAUAAAUCUCAUCUCAGCGUAGGACUGGGUGGUGGACCGAAGAAGGAAUCAAAAUCGGCGUACAAAAGGAUUUUCGAGGAGUCUGCAACGUUAUGGACGGACGGCGUAAUUCCCUAUUCAAUCGACGAGGCCUCCUUCAGCGGAUAUCUCUCUACACUGAAGAGUCAACUUGCUGACGCAAUCAACCAGCUGAACUCUGACACAUGCGUCAAGUGGGUGGAGAGAACCACGGAGGAGAACUACGUUCUUAUCACUAGUGCUGACGGAUGCUGGUCGUAUGUUGGGAAGAUCGGUGGGGAACAGAAGAUUUCUCUCCAGAAGGACGGCUGUCUCACGGUUCAUACAGUUCUGCACGAAAUGCUGCAUGCAAUGGGAACGCAACACGAGCAGUCUCGCAGCGACAGAAUGAAAAUGACGUCCAUGUUAUGGAAGAACAUAGACACCGCAAAUCUGAAUAAUUUUGAUAUGGCGAAUACCAAGAACGCACAGCCCUACGACUACAAAUCUAUCAUGCAAUACGAACUACAAUCAUUCGGAAAGAAUGGGAAAAACUCCAUGUCCAUACCGGACAAGAGCUUUGAGUACCUUAUCACUAACACAAAAAAUGCCCUGUCCUUAUAUGACAUUGGCGAGAUUAACAGUGGCUAUAAAUGUACAGCUGAUUGCACCAAUACUUGUAAAAACGGUGGUGUUGUCACGAAAGGCAGCAGUGGCUGUUCUUGCAAAUGUCCUUCCGGUCUGAAAGGAAGCGAUUGCUCUGAGCUUGACACCAGUGAUGGAUGUGGUGAAUUUAUUACUCUGAGUAGCAGUGGGGACAAGAAAACAAUUAGCAUGGGUAGUUACACACCUGGUGUAGUAUGUACUUGGGUCAUCAAGGGACCAGCAAACACUCGUAUUAAAGCUACAAUUGAUUCGUUGGAUCUACCGUACAACUAUUACGACGACUGCUACCAUUGGCUAGAAUUUAAGGACUAUCUUAUAGGCGAUAGAGGCAAAGAGAGAUGUGGUACUCAAGGUGGGGCAAGUUUUACUAAGGCAAUGGUUGGCGACCCAGGCCGAAUGAUGAUUCGAUUCAAUACAGCUAAACACUCGGAUCAGGCUGCGGGAAAAGGGUUUUCUGUCACAGUAGAGGCAGUUGAGUCAGGAUGCGUUGGUUCUCCUUGUAAACACGGCGGAAAAUGUCAGGGUAACGGCGCUGGUUUUACUUGUACGUGUAAUAACGGAUUUUCCGGUACCAACUGCAACACACUGGCGGCCACUGCAACAACGACUUGUGAUUUCCAGAAAGAUUUUCAAACCUGUCUCUUCCAAGUGGACAAAUCAAAAUCAGCGUUUGAUUUCAGAUUCAUGAGUACUGUGGAUACUAGAUACCCUGGAAAUGAAGAUGGUUUCCAAUAUCUGUUGAUGAAUGGAAACAAAAAUCCUGGAAACAAAGCUUAUUUAGUCACUUCUGCUGAUUUUCAAGAGGCUGCAAGGUGUUUGAGCUUUAAAUACCUGUACAUUGAUCGGUACUACGAUGAUGGCUAUGAUGCUUCAAUGGUAUUCAAGUACAGGAACUCGGCGGGCACCGAAUCCACUCUGUUCACAAUUGGAACAACUGACGUCAGCUACAAUUCCUGGAAAACCAAAUCUUUAGAUGUACCCUCUGUGGGAGGUCUGCAGCUCAUCAUUGAAGCAAACGAAGGUUGGCAGAACAUUGCCUUGGACAACAUUUCUUUAAAAUCUGGAGCAUGUGCAUGAAGAGCAAAGGAAUGAAGUUUGUUUUUGAUACUGCACAAUAAAUCAUCAUUCCAAAA